AUGGAUAAACAUGAGUUCAAUGAGGUUACAUAUAAAAAAUGGAAACAUAUAUUUGGAAAAUUUAAUUUAAGUAUACGAAAAUCUAAAACAAAUACAAAUAUUUAUAAUGAUGAGAAUCCUAAUCAAUUCAUUAAACGAUUUAGUAAAUCAUUCCGAGAAUCGAAAUGGAAAACAAGAGAUAAUAUGAAUUCAUUAAAAUGUACUAAAGAAAUGGAAGAAAAGAAUAAACAAUUCGAUUUUGAAAAGCCUGAGUCAUACAAAGAGACAAAUUCAAUGAAGUGUAAUCCAUACUUUCAACGUACAUCUCAAAAUCGGUUUUAUAGUAGUAUGUAUAACCGCAAGUGCACCACUGAAUUAGUACGAAAUUCAAAAUACUUAUUUGGAUCUCAAGAAAUAUCACCAAGAACCAAGCUAGCUCAAUAUGAUGUGAAUAUGGAGUUAAUGAAUAAAUUCCGAAUACUUGAAAUACGUGAACUGGAAAGAGAACCGGUUAAUCGAAUGAAAGGAUGUAGAACUUCAGAAAAAUGUGUACAAACAUCACUAGUCGAAGAGCAGACCACAUUAACUGAGGAAAUGAAAGAUGUUACUAGCGAGCCAUCACCAUCUUCACAGUACUCUUCUGGUUACGUGUCAGAAGUCACAAAUUUAUUGAGUUCUCCAAAUUCCCUUGGAAGACCUGAAGUUGUAGAAAAGAAUAAUGAAAGUUUUGUGAAUACUCCAAAUAAACACCAUGAGGUUGAAGCGCUUACAACUCCAAUAAACAAAUCUAACCAACCUUACGACAACGGAUGCUUCAAAAUACCACCACCGCCGCCGCCCCCACCACCACCUCCACCCAUGUUUCUGCCACCCACAUCUGUUUCAUCAGCUUCAGGUUCUUUGACUCACACUAUACCUGAAUCCCCAAUGCCGUACAAUAUGAAGCCGAAAAGAACGUUUUCUGCUCCGUUUAGGCUGAAGAAGGCCUGUGUAUCUCCAUUGAGCAAAUCUCGUUUGAAAGAAAAUUCUGUAUGGGUAUUUAUUGAUGAUAGUGAUUUAUUAAGUGAAGAAUUCGUCCGUCAACUUCAUAGAAGAUUUCGGAUCAAAGGAAAUAAAGCAAUGUCAUCAGAUAAAUUGGAAAUAGACUGUGGGAGUACUGUAACAUCUUUAUUCAAUACCCCAGGUUCAAAAACUAGCCAAAACCCACGAUUAUCAAUACAUUCGAGUGCAAACACGUCUGUAAGGAGAUCAAUACGUUUCGGAUCUCAGAGUCUUGCCUCUCGUACUCAAACAUUGGAUCUAUUGCCAGUGAAAGCAGCUCAGGCGAUAGCUAUAGCUAUGGCAUCAGCGCAUUUGAAUCCAGAGGACGUAGCUCGAUCUAUUAUUGAACUAAAGACAACAGUUAACCUUCGUCGCAGCAAAUCCUUUCCAAAUGAGAAUACAAAACAUAAAAGUGAAGACAAAUCGAGUUUCUUGACUAGUACAACCUCGUUCCAGUCGAUACCUGAAACUUUGUUAGACACCCUAAUCAACUUUACACCGCAGAUGGACAUCAUACUAAAACUGUCUGAAUGUCAGUUGGAAACCUCGAAUCUUAUUGAAGCAGAGAAACUCCUUUACAUGAUAUCUCAACUUCGCCAUCGACUACCUGCUCAUCUCCAUGCUUUACGCAUGCUUCUCCAAUUCGAUACAACUGUUGAUCAAUUAAAGCAGGCACUUUCAUCUGCAUGUAAAUGUCUUUUCGAGAUAAGACAUUCUAAUUCCUUCUGUCAUGUCCUUUCAUGUGCGCUAGCUUUGAUUAAUGCUUUAAAUGCCACUAGACAAUGCUCAGUUAAUGAAUCUACUCAGUUACCAUCUGCUCACUCAGGCCUAACAGCUUCGCAUGGAUUCGUAAAACGUAAACCUUUUCUUGGUUUUGAAGUUAGAAAUCUAGUCCGACUGGCUGAUACUCGUGAUAUAACUAACCAAAGGAAUUUAAUCCAUUAUUUAGUAGAAUUAAUGGAACUGAAUUUUACUGAGGAAGCUCAUUCAUGGUCUGAUGAAAUGCCUACAUUAGAUGCUGCACAAAGUUUAUACUGCGCAAAAACAAUUGAAGAGAAACUGGUCGAAACGAAACGUGACGUUGCUCGUUUAGAAAUAGAUUUAAGAGGAGUUGGUGGAGUCGCAAAUUCAAACAACACGGAAUGGGUUAUCAAAUCUAAUUCAGAUCCUAAAUCAGAUGCUUUUAAAGCAAAUUUAUGUUUUGGUUUAGUGGUGGGACAAUUUUUAGCUCAUGCAAUGCAAGAAUUAAAGUUACUGAGUGAAUUACACAAAACAUUUACCGAAAGAUAUAACGAGGUUGCUAAUUAUCUUGCUUUAGAUCAAGCAAAAUAUACUGCUGAUGAACUAUUUAAUGAUCUGAAAACCUUUAGAGAACUUUAUCGUAAAGCUUAUAACACUAAGAGGAUCACAACCAAUUCACUUCUACUGAAAGCUAUCAAAAGCUUCAAAGUAUUUUACUUUGUAAUGCAUUCUACUCAUCCCCUCCAUUCAUCAUACUCGAAUUUGUUGUUCAGACAGUGGCAUACCGCAAACUAUAAGGUCAGUGCUGAGAAUCUUGUGUAUCCAAUUUUCCUCAGCCAAGACCCCGAUUGUGAUAAAAUAAUUACUAGUCUGAUAGACCAGCGUCGAAUAGGAUACAACCGAAUCAUCGAGUUCUUAACACCUUUGGUGGACAAGCAACUGAAAUCUGUUUUGUUGUUUGGGACAAUCAGUAGAGACCAAAAAGAUGCUACAGGAUCAGCUUGUGAUACACCAAAUUCACCAGUCAUUCAGGCAAUCAAGUUGCUGAAGUCAAAAUUUCCGGAUUUAAUAGUGAUUUGUGAUGUUUGUUUGUGUGCAUAUACUGACAGUGGUCAUUGUGGUAUUUUACGUGAUGACGGGUGCCUUGACGUACCUAGGACUCUUGAACGUUUAGCAGAAAUAUCUAAACGAUUUGCCCUAGAAGGAGCUGAUGUUAUUGCCCCUUCUGAUAUGAUGGAUGGUCGUGUGAAAAUAAUCAAGACGGCUAUACAAAGUAUUGGUCUCAGUGGGAAGGUAGCCGUUAUGUCUUAUUCGGCCAAAUUUGCAUCUUGUUUGUACGGUCCUUUCAGAGAUGCUGCUCAGUCUGCACCUUCUUUUGGAGACCGUCGGCAUUAUCAGCUUCCUCCUGGUGCCAAGGGAUUGGCUCUACGUGCUGCUAUUCGCGAUGCAAACGAAGGAGCUGACUUCAUAAUGGUAAAACCUGGUCUUCCUUAUCUGGAUAUUGUAAAUGAGAUACGACAGUUGCUACCUCAUCAUCCUCUAGCAGUUUAUCAUGUUUCUGGUGAAUAUGCAAUGCUAAAACAUGCCGCAAAUGCUGGAGCUAUCGAUUUAAAGCAAGCCGCCUUAGAAUUGAUGACUGCAUUCCGUCGUGCAGGUGCAUCAAUUAUCAUAACAUAUUUAACACCGUACCUGCUGGAACUUGAUUUGUCUGAAUCAUGUAAAUAA
This is a messenger RNA of Schistosoma intercalatum, 3486 nucleotides long. The record is from the annotation of a GenBank genome assembly. Lineage: Eukaryota; Metazoa; Platyhelminthes; Trematoda; Strigeidida; Schistosomatidae.